CUUCCCUUCCGUCAUGUUCGUUAGCUGGUAAGCUAACGUGGCGACACGGAUGUGCCUAGAAGUAAUAAAAGCUCUCUUCUUUUUGAGACUUAUAGUUGUAGAUAGUUGCACCGUAACGGCGCAUUAAAUUCCACUAAAUAUAAUGGUAUUCAGAAAAUAGAAUAGGCUAGUUCGUUGGCUGAUAGCUGCCAUUAGUCAGCUAGCUAGACAUUGGCAUUUAGAAGUCUAAUUAUGAUGCCAGGAGACGAACAAACCACUCUCGGAUUCAAAGUAGUAAUGAAUAAACAUUAAUUAGGCCUGAACAAACUUAUAAAAACUACAGUUAGAGAGGUAACAAAUCUAGGUUAGCUGCACAAACGUUGUCUUUUACAUAGCAAGAUAACUAGCUAACGCUAGCUCCCUUGUUAGUUAGCUAGUUAGUGACAUUUGUUGUCAUUGCAACCUGUCCUGGAAAGGGCAUGGAUCAGAAAGUCUUGCAGAAGAGUCCUGCAAGUUCUCUGGAUCUUGAGAAAGAGGUCCUAGACGAAGUUGCCGAAGACGGUAUUUUUGAAUGUAAAAACACACCUGCUGAUGGCGAGUCGGUGGAAACAACCGUGGACGAAGCUUGUAAAGAGCAAGAAGAGAAAAGGAGCCAUAGGAAACAACCUCAUGAUGAGUUGGAUCCCAGGAUACAGGAGGAGUUGGAGCACCUGAAUGAAGCCAGCGAAGAGAUUAACCAGCUCGAGCUGCAACUACAUAAUGCAAGGUCACAUUAUAGAAAGAUUCUUACUGAUUCAGCUAGGAAGCUCAAUGCUCAAAACACUCAACUGGGCACUUGCAUUGAGAAAGCCAGACCCUACUAUGAGGCACGGAGAUUGGCUAAAGAGGCCCAGCAGAAGACCCAGAAUGCAGCGCUUGGUUAUGAGAGGGCCGUUUCUAUGCACGCUGCUGCACGUGAGAUGGUGUUCGUGGCUGAGCAGGGCAUGGCAGCAGACAAGACUCUCGAUCAAACAUGGCAGGAGAUGCUCAAUCAUGCCACAGCAAAGGUGAACGAGGCAGAGGACGAGCGUGUGCGGAGUGAGUGUGAGCACAUGCGUGUCACACAGCUGUGCCAGGCUGCUGAGGCUCAUGUGCAGACCUUGCAGAAGACCCUCAAGAGAGCCAUUGUCAAGUCUAAGCCUUACUUUGAGCUCAAGUCUCAGUUCAACUCCAUAUUGGAGGAGCACAAGCAGAAUGUAACCAAGUUAGAAGAACAUGUGAGUGAAGCAAAGAGGCGCUACUCCAUUACUCUGCGCCACCUUGAGAAAAUCAGUGAGGAGAUCCAUGCCCAGAGGGAACUGGACCAUCCUGAGGAAGAAUCUAGAAAAGGCAUUGGGGCACGAAGUCCUCCAGUAGGAGCUGAGGCAGUCGUUAGUACAAGGAAUGAAGGUGGUCUCUUUGCAGGCCGCACAGAGAUAAAUGACUGCAUGGAUGGCGAGGAGGGUGUGGUUAAGACAGUAGAGUGGGUGGAGAGACACAGGAAAACUGGUUGGUGGGAAAGUGAAAAAGAGAGAACAACUGGUGGUGAGGUAGUCAGUUCUGACUCCCUCUCAGUUUCAAGUUUUAAAACCAUUGCCUCUGACUUGGAGAAGUGUGACUCUGUUGACCACCUGGGACAGCUGAGCGACACCCUCAGUCUCUCAGGAGAAGAGGAGGAAAAAGGAAAAAGGUGUGAAGAGAAGAGAGGGAUAAAUGACAAAAAGAUGGACAAUCUGGAGCAGGAGAAGCAAGAGCAACUGUUAAGACAACACCAGAGGAGUGUGAGUUUAUAAGGAACCUCCAUGCACUGAGCAUAAAGGGUAGGUGUAGUAGUUUUGAUUCAAAUCGCUUUGUCAUUGCGGUCUCGGUCUCCUCAGACUGUAAGUACAGUGUUUGGGUUUGUUUCACAAUUAUGCAGUGGAAGACAUUUUUAGUUUACUUUCCUUUUAAGUCUAGUUUAAUCUGUUUUAUCAAGUUUAGUCUUUGUCAGAAAACUGACCCUAAAGAUUUGUAAAAUAUUUAUAUUUGCAAUAUAUAGACUGAAACUUACAACCCUCCCAAUAAGGAAACACGUGUUACCUUACCGCAGUUGAAAUUGUUUUCAAGGUUUUUCGUCUAUAUUCUGUUUUAAAUGGCUUGAAUUAGAUUAGAGCAAUGCCGCACUGUGCUGGUCAUUUUUAAAUCAUUUUUUCACAUCUUACAAAGUAUCCCUCUCAAACUCUAACCUCAGAGUUAAUUUUACACAGGGAAGUGAUUAGGUUGAAAAGAAAUCCUUCUUGUGGAUAAUUAUGAUAAAUAUGUGGAAAAGUGAUAAACUCAGUGCAGUUUGACCGCAUUUUUAUCAGCAGCCACAGUUUUGGUAAUUUAUGCAAUACACAGUGCUGUCCUAAUUAUCAACAUAAAUGUUCAGGAUCACAGAUGACAUCCUGUGGAUGUGAUGGAAAAGGAAUAUUCUUAAACAGAGUAUUCCACCUGUACUUAAUCCUCUGAUGUUUGGAUUUUCAGCAGUUUAUUUUUCAAGAUCACUCAUAAACUCCUCAACAAACUCAUCAGCAAUUGUGUACUGACAGAACAUUUGGGGUGAUACACCAAGCACUGUUGAAGUGUAGUAAAUUAGGAUGUGUAUUUCAAACUGACAACAUGGUAAUACAUUCUAAUGCAUGUUAUCAAUUUUAUAUUAGGAUUAUGGUAAGAUUCUUGAAGGUUUGUAAGUAUGUGCCUGACAGGAUUCUGCUUGCAAAUUGAAACUGUGAGACCAGGGUAAAUGGGCAUGUGGCAUAGCUGCUAAUAACCAAUAAAUCGCUGACUCAGUAAUUACUGCCUGACUCAAUUUACACCUCUUUAAUCCAGACAAGCUGUAUGUCAUGAAUUUCAUGGAGCUGAUAUUAGUGACUGGCUUUCCAUUCAGAAACUAAAUCAAUGGCAAAAACAGAUUGUGUUGUGCAAUUUAAGUGUUUCAGGACUGUCUGAAGCAUAUGUAACACCAUUCUAAGAAUCGUUUUGAAGACAAGACAUUUAUUCUAUUAUUUUGUUUUGUCUCCUUUAUUUUACUCCACACCUCAUAGGCAAUUUGAACUUUUUUCAAGCGUUGGUCUGCCCCUUAGUAAUUAGACACAUACAAUAUACUUCAUAGUCCCUUUUCCUUUAAAUAGUAAUGGUACAGCUUCCCAUUCUGAAACUUUGACCCACACACUUGGUAUUGCUUAGUCAUAAAUAAACCUUCAUUAAAAAAAAGAAAAGAAACUCACUACCUUACUGGCCAUCAUUUAAUGCGAUUACCUUAAGGUCAGUUAAAUGUGUGUGCUUUGGCUUCAUUCACUGGUUAAAUAUGGCUGUUGCAGUCCAAAUUAAUUCAGGCCUAUGGCCUAUUAGUGCACUCUUAUUUUUCUAGGAAUGUUUGAGAUUUGGUGCAAAAAGCUAUUACAAAAGCUAGGGUUUUAGUUUAGAACCAGGGUAUACCUGUAUAUAGUGCAAACACUGCGCUAGAAUUUGGAGUGUGUUAAAAUGCCACAGAUUGGAUGCAUCCAUUAGACAUGUCUCAUAGUUGUGUUCUUCUUGGUAUAACUGUAGAUUUAACAAAUCUAAUAGAAAAUGUUGUAAAUGUAGUGAAUGACAGGAAAUUUUGAGGGAUUGUAACCUGGGGAAUGGGUUUGUAUAAAAAUUGAGUGCAGCCAUUCUGUUUAUAAAUGCACUACACAAUUUAACUAGUGCAAUAUAAAUCAGCCGAUUUCUGAAAAUAUCUUUCUUAUUAUUAAGCUAUAUAAGAUGCUUAUUGCUUACUUUACUACUUAUAGUAUAUUUUGGAAUUUAUUCUGACUAUAUGCAAAAGUUUUAUCCUUGAUUAAUAAAUUAUUCCCCUUGUUUGAUCAAAUCGUUUGUAUUUAUAAUUGCAGUAGUCCCUUUGUAAUAGUACUUGGAGGUUGUUCUUCAUGAAGACAUGCACGAAAGUUGCUAAUGCAAUGUCUAAGAGAACAAUAAAUUCCUUGGAUGUGUAAA
Electrophorus electricus (electric eel) is the source of this 3993-nucleotide messenger RNA. RefSeq names its product SH3-binding domain protein 5-like, a (gene sh3bp5la). The record is from RefSeq and is a predicted model, not a curated record. Lineage: Eukaryota; Metazoa; Chordata; Actinopteri; Gymnotiformes; Gymnotidae. Gene Ontology annotation, cellular component: cytoplasm. Gene Ontology annotation, molecular function: protein kinase inhibitor activity. Gene Ontology annotation, biological process: intracellular signal transduction.